AUGAAGCGUGCCGUCUUGAACAAGCACACCCCGUUGAGCGAGGACAUCAUACGCAAGCUCCCCAAGGCCGAACUGCACCUCCACCUCGACGGCAGCGUUCGCAUCGGCACCAUCAUCGAACUCGCCGAAGAGCAGGGCGUGGCACUGCCUUCGACCAACUACGAUGAGCUGAAGGACAAGAUCUACGUCGGCGAAGACUGCACCUCGCUGGUGGACUACCUGCGCGCCUUUGACAUCACCCUCAGCGUGCUCCAGAAGCCUUAUGCGAUCACGCGCGUGAUGUACGAGGUGUGCGAGGACGCCGUGGCGGACGGCGUGAGGUAUUUGGAGGUCCGCUUUUCGCCCAUCCUCCACACCAAGGAGGGAAUGAGCCUCUCCCAGGUCAUGGAGGCCAUCUGCGAGGGCCAGCUCAUGGCCGAGCACAACCUGCCCAUCUUCUGUCGCAUCAUCGUGUGCGGCAUGCGGCAGCUCGACCCCAAGGACACCGAGAACCUGGCCGAGAUCGCAUGGCGCUACAAGGACAAGGGCGUGGCCGGAUUCGAUCUCGCGGGACCCGAGUACGGCUUCCGCUCCAAGACCCACAAGCCCGCGUUUUGA
This is a messenger RNA of Acanthamoeba castellanii str. Neff, 597 nucleotides long. Its product is annotated as adenosine deaminase. The coding region runs from base 1 to 597 and encodes 198 amino acids. Gene Ontology annotation, biological process: inosine biosynthetic process; adenosine catabolic process; hypoxanthine salvage. Gene Ontology annotation, cellular component: cytosol; external side of plasma membrane. The transcript is spliced from 5 exons. NCBI's taxonomy places the organism in Eukaryota, Discosea, Longamoebia, Acanthamoebidae. Gene Ontology annotation, molecular function: adenosine deaminase activity. The record is from RefSeq and is a predicted model, not a curated record.